Molecule: messenger RNA, 1581 nt
Organism: Malaya genurostris
Lineage: Eukaryota; Metazoa; Arthropoda; Insecta; Diptera; Culicidae
Product: craniofacial development protein 2-like
Exons: 4
Coding region: 1-1581 (526 amino acids)
Biological process (GO): chromatin remodeling
Cellular component (GO): nucleus
Molecular function (GO): catalytic activity
Source: RefSeq, a predicted model, not a curated record
AUGAGCUACCUCUCUCGUUCUCGUUCUGUGUACGGGCCCACUACUUCCACUACUUGCCUCAAUAAAGAUGACGAAGACGACGACGAUGGAGGCGGUAAGACCGACAACAACAACAACAACAACGCCGAUGAUCAUCCCGGGGCCAGCAUGAAACAACGGACACGAAUAGGAACAUGGAACGUUUUAACCCUAGCCCAGCAGGGUAAACUGAUACAACUUGCCAACGAGGCGCGUCGAAUGAAACUUGAGAUCCUAGGACUCAGUGAAGUCCGUUGGCUGAACUUUGGAGAACACAGAAUACCAUCGGGACAAAUUCUGCAAUACUCUGGCCUACGAGGUGAAAACGCUCCCCGGCACCGUGGAGUUGGCUUCCUACUGAGCGCCCAGGCACACUCUGCGCUUAUGAAAACAAGGGUUCGAAACCUCACUAUAAUCCAAACCUACGCGCCUAAGUUCUCUUUGUCCUACGAUGCUGCCGACCUGCAAGACAAAGAGAACUUCUACAGUCAACUCAAUGCCACCGUAGAUAGAAUUCCGAAGGGCGACAUCAUGAUCUGUAUGGGCGACUUCAACGCGAAGAUCGGAUCCGAUAACUCGAACUAUGAGCGCUUUAUGGGGCGCCAUGAUCUCGGAGAAAUGAGCGAAAACGGAGAGCUGUUUGCAGAAUUCUGUGGCAAUAACGACAUGGUGAUCGGGGGAUCGCUCUUCCCCCAUCGACGGGUUUACAAGGUCACGUGGGUUUCCCGUAACAGCUUUACCGAAUAUAAAAUUGACCACAUCUGCAUCAGCCGAAAGUGGAAACGGUGCCUUCUUGAUGUGCGGAAUAAACGUAGUGCCGAUAUCGCGUCUGACCACCACCUCAUCAUCGGCGAAAUACGCCUGCGUGUUGCGCGUAUUCCUCGACAAGAGGAGAGAGUUGGACGGCAGUUUAACACACGCCGACUGGAUGAUACCACAGUGAAAAGGUCCUUCACUGUGGAACUGCAGACUUGUGCUGCAGACAUUCCGGAAGGUGGCAGCGUGGAAGACCAAUGGACAGCCAUCAAGAAUGCCUUCAACGUCACCAGCGAGAAUAAUCUGGAGGAGCGGAGAGGAGCCAAAGGCGCAAUACAGCGAUCCAAAACCCGAGGAGCCAUAUAUUCGGCCCGUCAACGAUACUCGGCUCUGGAGAAGAAAGUAAAACGCUCAUGUAGACGGGACAAGCGAGCGUGGGCGGACUCCCUCGCCGACGAAGGAGAGAAGGUCGCUGCAACCGGGGACAUUCGUCUUCUCUACCAUAUCUCACGACGCCUAAGUGGGGCGAAGAUUAAUGCGACAAUGCCUGUGAAAGACGCGAUUGGUCAACUGCUAACCGACCCAACUGAUCAACUUAAACGCUGGUUCGAGCACUUCGAACAAUUUUUCCAAGUGCCAGCCAGGCCACCAUCACCUCGGUAUGACCCGCCUAGGGUGUCUGAACCCAUCCGGGUCGUAGCUGGCGUGAGGCAAGGAUGUAUUCUAUCACCGCUACUGUUCCUCAUCGUAAUCGUCGAGAUCCUGGUAGGUGCGAUUGACCGUGAACCAAACCGUGGGCUGCUGUAG